GCACCUACAGCCGGUCCGUGCAAGCAAUCUCCUCGGCCUGUACCUACCUGGCAGCGGCCCGUCCAAGCAUGACUGCUCAAGGCUGCACCAUGGGUACUAGCGCACGUGAUGCACGCGCUACUAGUCCAUGAACUUGUUCCGUCAUCGGCGCCCGUGUUUGACAGAGACCCCACGCUGGCUGUUGAUGCUUCCAAUGGCUUCGAUGUCUGUUGCCUUCGCAUGGUCCACGAGGAAAAUGCCUGCAUCAACCACUACUAGGUGUCAACUGCUUGUGAGAGACAGUGUGCCGCAUUGUCCGAACAGGCGCGAGAAUUUUGGAAUAACCUGCAAUCGCACUGCUUGGUCGGAAACAGACAACUAUGCUUUUUGUAUGUUCACUAACUUGUGCCUUUGGCCAUGGUGAUACUAUCAAGAUGCGUACAAUGCAAAUCCUCAACGCAACUUUUUUUUUACUAUCCUCUCCCAUCACUAUCCUGAGCUGGAAUUCACCAAAAUACACACUCGCACCCAACUCCAUCAGCUCAAAGUCUUCAAUGCCCAUU
Microdochium trichocladiopsis is the source of this 542-nucleotide messenger RNA. RefSeq lists its product as uncharacterized. The coding region runs from base 128 to 403 and encodes 91 amino acids. The transcript has 2 exons. The record is from RefSeq and is a predicted model, not a curated record. Lineage: Eukaryota; Fungi; Ascomycota; Sordariomycetes; Xylariales; Microdochiaceae.